ACGAAGUGACAGUUCAGAAGGAACCAGCUCCAUGCUGUUCGACUGGAAGAGAAAGACACCGAGAGCGAAGCAAAUACCUGAUCUCAUCAAGGCACUGAAUGAAUCUGGAUUUGCGGAAUUAGUUGAUGAUUUCUUCCCAUCUGGACAUGCUGGAGGUGUCGCAACCCCUGAAGUGAAUGCAGGAAACCCGUCUACUGCAGCUUCGAAUGCGGACAAAGCACUGUCAACGAAGAGAAAGGUUACACCAGGAGAAAUAAUCAAGCUAUCCAAACUCCUACCUCACGGGAAGUACAACGAGCUAGGUGUACAUUUGGGUUUUGACUUCAACUACAUGCAGACGAAAUUGAAGAAACAUUUAAAUGACACAAACGAAGCAAUUGAACAUAUAUUAAAUGAAUGGGCUGAUAAACGUGAAGGUGGAUUUAUUGACGAUCUAGAUAGAGCUCUGGAUAUGGCAGAAGUGGGAGCUCUCAUUGAUAAAUAUAAAAAGUAAUUAGCACGAUAUUCGUGAACAAUUUGCAACAAGUUAGUUUGACACUACGUCUGAGGAAAAGAUGUUAAAGGAGAUAUAAUUUGCACUAU
Lytechinus variegatus (green sea urchin) is the source of this 582-nucleotide messenger RNA. RefSeq lists its product as uncharacterized. The transcript is spliced from 3 exons. Lineage: Eukaryota; Metazoa; Echinodermata; Echinoidea; Temnopleuroida; Toxopneustidae. The coding region runs from base 32 to 493 and encodes 153 amino acids. The record is from RefSeq and is a predicted model, not a curated record.